Molecule: messenger RNA, 2208 nt
Organism: Cylas formicarius (sweet potato weevil)
Lineage: Eukaryota; Metazoa; Arthropoda; Insecta; Coleoptera; Brentidae
Gene: Pus7
Product: pseudouridylate synthase 7 homolog
Exons: 7
Coding region: 61-2118 (685 amino acids)
Biological process (GO): pseudouridine synthesis
Cellular component (GO): nucleus
Molecular function (GO): pseudouridine synthase activity; RNA binding
Source: RefSeq, a predicted model, not a curated record
GUAAGAAGAAGUUUGUUUUUCUAACCUCGCUCGGCACAUUGUUUUUCUGUCUCCGGAAUAAUGCCAUUUAAAAAGCGCAACAGGAGGACGAAUUUCAAGAAGCACUUCGGGAGCCAUUCCCGGAACACGGGCUCGAAACCGAACGGCACCCAAUUUAGUGUCGAAACACACCCAGACCGAUCCGAGGAGCUCGGGAUUACGGAAUACGUGUCCACCUUGGAGGGAUUUCCCGCCGUUAUAAAAUCCCGGUACUCAGAUUUUCAGGUGAACGAGAUAGACUUGGAGGGAAACGUGGCGAAGCUAACCGAUACCAGUAUACCGGGCGAGUUCGCUACCAAGUUGCAGCAGGUCGAUUACAAGCAAGUGGAAGCCAGUCCGAUCGAAAAGGUGUCUCAAGAGCAGUGGGUCGCGAUGAAAAAUCUGGUACAGGGCGGCGCAGAAGACGUCGUCGCCAUAGACGCGAGCGACAUGGACAAGGACGCCCGUAAGGCGCUGCAUCAGUCGGUGGAGAAAUAUUUCGGCCGCAAAAUUAUCAGCAACACGGUGGUGGUUGACGGGAAACCGGUCGUGCAGAUGAAAAAAUACGAUAAAGAUGUAAAGGAGCGCAAACAGUGGCCCAACCACUUGCCCGACUUUGUGCACUUUGUUGUUUACAAGGAAAUGCUCGAUACGAUGGACGCUUGCCUAAAAAUCGCGCAGCAGCUGAAGAUAUCGCCCGGGAAGGUGACGUACGCGGGCGUGAAGGACCGGAGGGCGAAGACGACCCAGUGGUUCUGCGUGAGGCGGGCUCAGCCCUGGAAACUAAUCACCAAGACGAACUCCCAGAGGAAUAUCAAGGUCGGUAACGUGAAGUUUCGGGACGCGCCCCUGAAACUGGGUGACCUGAGCGGCAACCGGUUCAGGAUCGCGCUGAGGAACGUGGUGGCAGACGACGACGUCAUCAAAGGGUCCCUUGAAAGUUUGCGUCUUCGCGGAUUUAUCAAUUAUUACGGCAAUCAGCGGUUCGGCAAUGAUCGGGAAACUCCGACAUAUUCGAUCGGUGACAAACUUAUCUCGGGACGGUGGAAGGAGGCGAUCGACUUAAUCCUGAAAGUUAAAACGGGUGACGAUCAAAGUACCGACCUGAGCAAGGCGAAAAAAAUAUACGCGGAGACUGGAGACGCCGAAAAGGCUUUGAAAGUGUUAGGAACCAACCGGAACAGCAUCGAAGCGAAGCUGCUGGAAGGUCUGGCUCAGAAUGACGUCAACGAUUACGUCAACGCGUUGGAAAAGAUACCGCGAAACAUGAGGCUGAUGUACGUUCACUCUUUCCAAAGUCUGGUGUGGAACAAAAUGGCGUCGGAACGCAUACGCAAGUUCGGCCUGGAGGUGGUUGAGGGCGAUUUGGUGUCGGACGAGGACGGCGAGAACCAAGCGGAGGCCGACGAAAACUCGACCGAGGUGGUGGUUAAUCGGAAGUGCGUGAAAGUUGUGAGCGCGACGGAGGUCCAGAACUACACCAUUUACGACGUGGUUUUGCCCCUGCCGGGUUAUGACGUCACCUAUCCCGAAAAUUUGAAAGAUUCCUAUAAGGAAUUGCUCGGGAAGUACGAUUUGACGUUGGAGAUGCCCAAACAGAGCGUGAGAAGCUACAAUUUGAGCGGCGCCUACCGGAAACUAUGCGCUCGCGUGCAGGACCUGUCCUGGAACAUAAUGUAUUACUCCAAACCCACAGACGACCUAAUCCGAUCGGAUUUCGAAGAACUAAAAGGCUUAGAGGAGCCCAAAAGCGUCGAAAACGGCGAGUUCAAGGCGCUAGUGUUGGAGUUUCGCCUCAAGCCCGCCAGUUACGCAACCAUGGUGUUGAGGGAGUUGCUGAAAUGCGACACGUCCAGCCACGCGCAGGCGCAGCUGAACCACUACGCGUCUUCGAAGGUGGGCGAGAGGAUCCUAAUGGGCGAAGACGGCAAUAAGGACGAGACGUCGGGCACCGUGGGUCCGAUAGGCCUGCUGGAGGACAAGGAGAGGUACGAGGAUUUCAUGAAACUGGUUUUCUGCGACGGCACGAAGAGGAAAAUGGAAGGGAACGGGGAUGACGACGACGCCAGCCGCAAGAGGACGAAGGCCGACGGGUCCUGAAUUUUAUUUAUUUUUUUAUCGGAAAGUGAAUAAAGGAUCUCGAGGGCUUUUUGUCUUUUUUGCGAAAAAAAUACAGGGUGAUUUUUUUUU